GCAGCUUCAUGGAGGAUGCCACGGAGGAUCAGUUUCUAACCUACAGAUACGACGACCAGGCGUCCAGGACGACCCGCUCAGAUGAGGACAAGGACAUCGGCUGGGACGCCUGGGGAACCUGGAGUGACUGCUCUCGGACCUGCGGGGGAGGAGCUUCCUACUCUCUACGACGCUGCCUCAACGGAGGAAACUGUGAUGGCAAAAACAUCCGCUACAGGACCUGCAGCAACAUGGACUGCCCAGCGGAGUCAGGUGACUUCCGGGCUCAGCAGUGUUCAGCCCACAAUGACAUCAAGUACCAAGGUGUCACCCAUGAGUGGGUCCCAGCACCUUACGACCCCUCAGCCCCCUGUGCGCUGAGAUGUCAGGCGAAAGGAAGGAGCCUCACUAUUGAACUGGCCCCCAAAGUGCUGGAUGGAACACGCUGCCGUGCAGACGCCUUCGACAUGUGUAUCAGUGGAGUGUGUCAGGAGGUGGGUUGCGAUCGCCAGCUGACCAGCGGUGCCAGGGAGGAUAACUGUGGCGUCUGUGGUGGUGACGGCUCCACGUGCCGGCUGGUGCGAGGACAGGCUCUGCCUCACCUUACAGCGGAGGAAUCUGUCAAAACAGUGCUGGAGGUGCCAGUGGGAAGCCGCUUUGUCAGAGUCAAUGCCAAAGGACCUGAUAUGAUAGUCAUUGAGGCCGUCUCUCUUCAGGGGAGGAGGGAGGAGACCAGUCUAGUGUCUACAGGCUCCUACGUGAUAGGAAACACUUCCCUGGACUUCCAGAGAGGAAUGGACAGGCAGACACUCAGGACACAUGGCCCACUCAACGCUGAUUACAUUAUCAAGAUGAAGUAUGGAGGACCCAAGGACACAGUAGUCCAGUUUCUCUUCUACCAGCCAAUUAGGUACCAGUGGAGAGAAACAGACUUCUUCCCCUGCUCUGUCACCUGUGGAGGAGGCUAUCAGCUGAACUCUGCAGAGUGCACAGACAUCCGAUCCAACCAGACCCUGCCUGAACACCACUGUAACAGCUAUCCUGAAAACACCAAACCCACACCAAAACUCAAGGAGUGCAACAUGGACCCCUGCCCAGAGAGUGAUGGAUUCAAAGAAGUGAUGCCAUAUGAUCACUUUCAACCUCUGCCUCGCUGGGAGCAGGGCCCCUGGACCCAGUGCUCCGUGUCUUGUGGUGAAGAUGGUGGCUGGCAAGACCGCAGCGUGGUGUGUGUGGAGGAGGACACCCACGGACAGUUCUCCCAGGUAGACGAGUGGAAGUGCACCCAUUCCCCUCGACCUGUUACCCGACAGAUUUGCAACACUUUCGCCUGCCCCCAGUGGGUGGCCAUGGAGUGGUCUCAGUGCACGGUGACGUGUGGUCGCGGCCUGCGUUACCGAGUGGUUCUGUGCAUCGACCAUCGUGGGCAGCACAUUGGAGGCUGUGACGCAUCCCUCAAACCGCAUGUUAAAGAGGACUGUCUGGUCCCUAUUGCCUGCCACAAGCCCAGAGAAUCUGUGCCAGUAGAGGCCAAGGUGCCCUGGUUAAAACAAGCCCACGAGCUGGAGGAACACCACACUGCUACAGAGGACCCUACGUGA
Molecule: messenger RNA, 1580 nt
Organism: Scomber scombrus (Atlantic mackerel)
Lineage: Eukaryota; Metazoa; Chordata; Actinopteri; Scombriformes; Scombridae
Product: ADAMTS-like protein 3
Exons: 13
Coding region: 9-1580 (523 amino acids)
Biological process (GO): extracellular matrix organization
Cellular component (GO): extracellular matrix
Molecular function (GO): metalloendopeptidase activity
Source: RefSeq, a predicted model, not a curated record